This is a messenger RNA of Malania oleifera, 3269 nucleotides long. RefSeq names its product F-box protein SKIP14. The transcript is spliced from 2 exons. Gene Ontology annotation, molecular function: protein binding. NCBI's taxonomy places the organism in Eukaryota, Viridiplantae, Streptophyta, Magnoliopsida, Santalales, Ximeniaceae. The coding region runs from base 851 to 2320 and encodes 489 amino acids. Gene Ontology annotation, cellular component: cytoplasm. The record is from RefSeq and is a predicted model, not a curated record.
GCUCCCUCUCCCGCCACAUCUCCCCUGCGACGAACCAGCACCCCUUUUUUCUCCCGACACCUGUCCUUUGUCCCCCACCCCUUAUUUUCGACGCAUCUCAUUCUCUCUCCAUCUCUCUCUCCCUACGCAGAUUUCUUCCCUCUCUAUCUGCUCGAUCGACAGAUUAAACUCUUCGGAAUCGAAUUCCACCAAGAAACCCUCGCACACUGUGGUUCUUUCUCUCCGUCUCUCUAUCCCUCUGAUUUUGAUCUCCUGUUUUUUACCGUAUCUAAUUAUCCGCCAAUAUUCGAUACGAGUAGACGCUGUCAUCUCGCUCUCUGUCGAUUGUGUUCGUCCGAGUAAAUUAGGGUUUGGGGGUGGUGGUGAUCGUAUCGUUUGAUUCGAUUUGGUUUGGUUCGCUUCGGUUAGGUUAUUGCUGAUACCAGGUUUGGUUCUCUUUCUCUUUUAUAUUAAUCGUGGUUUGAUCCACCGGUUAUUCUUCUAUUCCAUUCUUUGCAAACCCUAGGUUUCGUUAGAUUAUCGUAGAAAAAAGAAUUACUGAUUCGAUUCUUGUGUAGCUAAUUUGCACUACGGUGCCGUUUUGGUUGAUUCUAACUGGCGUUGAUUUCUUAGCAAGAAACUCCGUGAAAUUUUUGGUGCGUUGUUUUUGUUUGCCAUCCAAAAUCGAGGGUUUUCUUGUUGGAUUCCCAGAGGGUCGCUUUCAAUAGCAGAACCUUCCUUCCUUUUUUCUUAUUUUUUAGCUUUUCUUUCGUUUUUUCUCCCUUCUUUUUUUCCCCGUGAAAAAAUAUAUACAAGAAAUCUUGGGUUUGCCUGUUAUUCUUUGGGAGCGGUAAGGGGUUGUUCUUAUAGAAUGGCUUUGAAUUUUUCUCAUCGUCCUAUCUUUCCGGCCCAUUUGUCUGAGGAUAACUUAGUUUCGCCGAUUAGGAUUGCUAAUGGGUAUUUUGUGGAGGGAAUCCCUGAAAAAAGUGGAGAUGGGUUUGUCAAGCCCUGUUAUUCUAAUAGGGAAGUUGAAGAUUGCUUUGAUUUUGGAAGCAAUAGAGCUGAUAGGGGUGGCUCUCAGGAGGCGGUCUCCAAAGACAUUCUUGAUCUCUUGCCUACGGAUCCCUUUGGGAUGGACAUAAGUAGUACUUUUACGGCAAUCACGGGUUGGCUUGAGGAUUUAGAAGUCGACUAUGGGGGGUAUGGGAACGAUAUAAGGACAAAUGAUGCGGAUUAUGAGUUAUUUGCGGGCUUGAAUUUUAUUUGGAACAAAGCUAUGGAGUUUCAGGCAUUGCCUGGGAACAUGGGAUUUGGCAAUAAAUUUAAUCUCGUUGGUGGAUUUGAUGCAUGUUGUAAGGAGAAGGAACUGGGGAAUGUGUUCCGCUGUGGUGUUUCUGGAUCAGUUCCCAAUGUGGAGGGCAUCUUCAGUUUGCAUGCUGGAAAUGCUGCUAUCCCUGGCCAACAACCAGGGGAAUGUAAGGAGAGUGGAGGAAGUUGUUCGGAUGGAGGUGUUGGAGCUCCUCACACAGCUUUGACCUUUGCCCUUGGUUAUCUAGGCGUGAAGGAUCUUCUUUCUGUUGAAAGGGUUUGCAAAUCUCUGCAUCCUACGGUUCGAAAUGAUCCCUUGUUGUGGAGGAGCAUUCACAUAGAUCAGCCGUUGAGUGAGAAGAUCACUGAUGAUGCUCUUUUGCACUUGACUAGAAGGGCUCAAGGUAACCUGCAACACUUGAGCCUGGUGGAGUGCACGAGGAUCACUGAUGAUGGUUUGAAGCGUGUGCUUGAUGGUAAUCCUAGGUUAACAAAGCUGAGUGUGCCAGGUUGUACCAGACUAAGUAUUGAAGGGGUUGUAAACAGCAUAAAGGCCUUCAAGGUUAUGGGUAUGCCAGGGAUUAAACAGCUGAGGAUAGGUGGGCUUUUUGGUGUGACACACAGGCAUUUUGAAGAGUUGAUGUUGUUAUUGGGCAUGAAUGAUGAGGUGCAGCGGAAUGUUUUCAAACCACAUUUCUAUAACAGGGGAAACAUCUACUUAUCGUGUGAUGAUAAUCGUGCCAUUGAUAUUGAGAUGUGUCCAAGGUGUCAGAACUUGAGGCUAGUCUACGAUUGCCCUGCAGCGGGUUGUCAAGGAAAAGAACAUUCGAUGCAGGUAUGCAGGGCAUGCACACUCUGUAUUUCACGGUGUGCUCUGUGUGGACGGUGCAUUAAUGACAGCGAGUAUGUGGAGACAUUUUGUCUGGAAUUUCUUUGCUCAGAUUGUUGGAAGCAGCCUCUGAACUGCCAAGAGAGGCAGGAUAAGAAAAGUUCGACUGUCCAAGUAAACCACCCUGCACGAGCCAAUUUAUAAUUAGUCACUUCAUAAUAAUAUUUUGUAUAUUUUCUGGUUUCAAGUCAUGGGUGGGAUGAAGGUGAUCAAGGAAUUGAAGGAGAGAAAACAAUCAUAUGAGAAUAUGAUUAAUCUUUGUCUCAGUCUUGGCUUCCAAUUCCCUAGUCGGCUCAGCUUGCUCUGUUAGCUCAAGCCAUUUGAACUUCAAUUAAAUAGUGGGCGCACUGGUUUGCGGAUUGUGAAAUUCAGAAAAAAAAAAAAAGAAAACAAGGAAAUUUCAUGGAAGAACCCCCUCCCAAAAAAAAAAAAAAAAUCUGGGUUAGUAAGGGUUUGCAGUCACUUAUAGUUGUUUUGCAGUUCUGCACAUGGUUUAAAACAGCCAAACUUUGGAGUCAUGCCUCUGUUGGCUGCCUGCCUUAGCACACGAUGAAAUUUAACCAGCAACUGAGUGUUUGAAAAUUUUCCAGCCGUGUGGACGAGUGGGGCGUGUUGAAUUUGAAGCUGAAGAUGAAGAUGAAGUGGAAGUUGGGCUGGGUUCAGAUCUAGUUGGUGCCAUGAAUCCAGCGAAUGCCCACAGGGCAGGGGGGAUGUGGCAGGUGCCAACUCUAUGAAUGUUUGAUGCACACAAAUAUUGGAUGCCAUUCUCUGUUGCAAGCUUGUAAAACCUCAGUAAUGGUGGCAUCUUUGGCUCCCGUUAAUUCUCAUCUCAUCUUAAACCAUCGGCUGGUGGUCUGCUGAGGAUUGUAAAAUUUACAGUUGAUUUUUUUUUUUGCCCUCUUUUAAUUGCGUGACAGUAUCACGAUACGGUGUCUUUAUAGAACAAUUUGGUGUCUGGUUUCUGCAAUUGUGUCCUUUUUAUAGAGAGCAUCAAAAGGCAAAUGUACUUUGUGCCAUUGUUGAGAUUGUUGAGCUAUGAGCAUGGUGGAAUCAGGAAUGGUCACGUUAAUAAUAUUUGGAAUAAUCUCUCUCA